Molecule: messenger RNA, 1940 nt
Organism: Drosophila eugracilis
Lineage: Eukaryota; Metazoa; Arthropoda; Insecta; Diptera; Drosophilidae
Gene: Hsp60C
Product: 60 kDa heat shock protein homolog 2, mitochondrial
Exons: 1
Coding region: 90-1820 (576 amino acids)
Biological process (GO): mitochondrial unfolded protein response; apoptotic mitochondrial changes; protein refolding
Cellular component (GO): mitochondrial inner membrane; mitochondrial matrix
Molecular function (GO): ATP-dependent protein folding chaperone; protein-folding chaperone binding; ATP binding
Source: RefSeq, a predicted model, not a curated record
GCUCUGGAGCUUCAACACGCUUUCAUACUCGUAACGAAAAGGCAAAAGGAGACCUACCCAUUAACCCUUUGAACCGCCAAGCCGUGACGAUGCGCUUGCUAACCAGUUGCACCAGCACGUUGUGGCGUACUUCGAGGAUCAGUCACGCCCUCUGGUCCCGCUCAUAUGCCAAGGAUGUUAAGUUCGGGCCGGAGGUGCGGGCCAUGAUGCUGCAUGGCGUGGACGUGCUUGCGGACGCCGUGGCGGUGACCAUGGGACCCAAGGGACGCAACGUGAUCAUCGAGCAGUCCUGGGGCUCGCCCAAGAUCACCAAGGACGGUGUGACCGUCGCCAAGUCUAUUGCUCUCAAGGACAAGUUCCAGAACAUCGGGGCCAAGCUGGUCCAGGAUGUGGCCAACAAUACCAACGAGGAGGCUGGUGAUGGUACCACCACGGCCACCGUUUUGGCCCGCGCUAUUGCCAAGGAGGGUUUCGAGAAGAUCUCUAAGGGCGCCAAUCCGGUGGAGAUCCGUCGCGGUGUGAUGUUGGCUGUUGAAACCGUCAAGGACAACCUGAAGAUCAUGUCCCGUCCUGUGAAGACGCCAGAAGAGAUUGCCCAAGUGGCCACGAUCUCGGCAAAUGGCGACAAGUCGGUGGGCAAUCUCAUCAGUGAGGCUAUUAAGAAGGUCGGCCGCGAUGGCGUCAUCACGGUGAAGGACGGCAAGACCCUUUGCGACGAGCUGGAGGUGAUCGAGGGGAUGAAGUUCGACCGCGGCUACAUAUCUCCCUACUUCAUCAACGUACCCAAGGGGGCCAAGACCGAGUUCCAGGACGCCCUUCUACUGUUCUGCGAAAAGAAAAUUAAGUCGGCACAGAGCAUCGUCCCGGCCCUAGAGUUGGCCAACGCCCAGCGCAAGCCUCUGGUCAUAAUUGCUGAGGACGUGGAGGCGGAGGCACUCAGCACCAUGGUGGUGAACCGUCUGAAGGUUGGCCUCCAGGUAUGCGCUGUAAAGGCGCCCGGCUUCGGGGACAACCGGAAGGAGAUGCUGGCCGAUAUGGCAGUGGCCACUGGAGGAAUCGUCUUCGGAGACGAAGCCAAUCUGGUGCGACUUGAGGACGUCAAGUUAAGCGACUUUGGGCGCGUGGGCGAAGUGGUGGUCACCAAAGAUGAUACAAUGCUGCUCAAGGGCAAGGGCCAGAAGGCGGACCUGGAGAAGAGGGUGGAGGGAUUGCGCGAAGCCAUCAAGGAGUCCACAUCUUCCUACGAAAAAGAGAAGAUGCAGGAGCGACUGGCCCGACUGUCCUCCGGCGUGGCCUUGUUGCGUGUGGGUGGAUCCAGUGACGUGGAGGUUAGCGAGAAAAAGGACCGCGUCAACGAUGCCCUGAAUGCCACACGGGCGGCUGUUGAGGAGGGCAUUGUUCCCGGCGGCGGCACCGCCCUUCUACGCUGCAUCCAAAAACUGAACGACUUGAAAGGCGCCAAUGAAGACCAAAACAUGGGAAUCGAGAUCAUCCGGCGGGCGCUACGCAUGCCCUGUCUUACGAUAGCUAAGAAUUCCGGCGUGGACGGACCGAUGGUGGUGGCUAAGGUGGAGAUUUUGGACGGCGACUACGGCUACGACGCUCUGAAGGGCGAGUACGGCAACAUGAUCGAGCGGGGUAUCAUCGACCCAACCAAGGUAGUGCGAACCGCCAUUUCGGAUGCCGCCGGAGUCGCCUCACUCUUGACCACGGCCGAAGCUGUGGUUACGGAGCUGCCUCUGGAAGACGCAGCUGCUGCAGGAGCUGCAGCUGGCCUGGGUGCCCUAGGUGGCAUGGGCAUGGGCGGCCUCGGCAUGUAAUCUUCUUCUUCUUUUAACCCUUCUCCCAGAGUUACGUGCUGCACUCGAUAGGAAACGCAAAUGUUUCGUCUUGCGAUGCCUUGCAUGUGCACUUAAUAAAUUGUAUUUAGUUUAAGCAUU